GACAAGGUUUCCCUGCCACGUCAGCAUACGUUCUGCGCGCAUUGCAGCCUGAUGGUUCCCGUCCGCAGGUGCUGACCUUCGAAGAAGCUUCCGAGAGGUUGUUCGCGGCGGUAGCGCCAGCGCCUUUUCAGAGCGUGAGAGGCCGCUGUGAGCAGGUGCAGCGUGAGCAAGCACCAAGGGCGCAGCUGCUGCUGCCAGGGCAGGAGGAAGGUCAGAAUCAGCUGCUGACGCCGCAGGAGCAGUCGCAGCAGCAAGGGCAAGAUCACGAUCUGGGCGAGCAGCAGCAGCAGCAGGGAUCCCUUCGGUCGAGUAUAUCCCCCGGCACGCGUCCUCUCCGCUCUGCCAUCCAAUCCCGACCCUCACCCCCCCAGCGCUCCUCUCCCACCCAGCGCCUCUCGCCCUAUCUCGGCGGUGACAUAGGCGUGGGCGGGAUCAGAGGGCCUCCCGCCGAUCCUCCCUCCGCUCCGCCACCGUCCAAGCUGCCUCGGCGACCCCCCGACCUCUCCUCCCGCCUUGCCGCCGUGCUGCAAAACAUCAACCCACCGGGGCCUGCGACCUCCCCCUGGCAAACCCUCCCCUGUGCAGUGGUGGCAGUGCAUGCACUUGUGCUCAUUCCCCAAAGCUCUUCUGAUGUUUCAACAAAAGCGGAUUCAUGCCCUCAACCAAACCCCUCCCCCCACCAGGUGCGGUGGCGGCAGUUCAUGCGGCAGGUGCGGAGGGAGGCGGCAGUGUGGGGGGACACGCCGCAGCGCAUCGCCUUUCACGCCUUGGAGGCGCUGCGGGCACGCAUGGAUGGCACCGCACUCACAAGAUGGCGCACUCCCUUGAAAGUCACCCUUCAGGAUUCGCUGGCAGCGAUGGGCCACGGCAACGAGCAUGGGAUGCCGGCAUUCAUGCACCUCGCCAACACUGCAGCCUCGGUGCGGCGGCGGCGGCUGCACAUAAUAGCCAUUGGGUUCUACGGCGGGCCCCAUUGGAUCAACAUCCUCAUGCGCCUCGCCGCCCACUUCUCCACCCCUCCGCUCCUUCCUGCCACUGCUGCCGCCGACAAUGACCUUCCACCAAGUGGAAUCCCCACAAACCCCCCCACACCUCUUUCACAUGCUGCUCCCCCGUCCCGCCCGACAGCCCACGUGAAAAUCACAGCCGUUGACUUAGGGGUUGUCAAAGUGGAGGAGUAUCCAACGGGCCUGGUGCAUCUGGGGGGGAAGUACCUGGGGCAGGUGGCAUCUAUGCUCGGCCUCUCUCUCACCUUCCAUGGCAUAGAAAGCACACCACAUGACUUCCACCCCUCACAAGUGGAGGUGGAUGAAGGGGAGGAGGUGGUGGUGCUGGCCAAUUGGGGCCUCAUGGUCUUUCCAGACGAUACAGUGCUUCGCUCCAAUCCCCGCAAUUCCAUUCUCAAGUGGAUUCGGGACCUGCGCCCGCUGCUCCUCCUGCAGGUCGACAUUGAUUUGGAUGCCAACGGGCCCUUCUUCCUCUCGCGCUUCCACGCCGCGUUUGCUAACUUUGCAGCGUUCGUCGAGUCCUUUGAUGCUUCCAUGCCGCACGCCGCCACGCCACGCUUCGCGGUAGAAAGCAUCCUUGCACACGACUUUAUAAACGGGGUCGCAUGCGAGGGCAUGAACCGAUGGUUGCGGUCGGAGCGGCUGGAGAAAUGGGUGCAUCGAAUGAGAACCAUAGGGCUGGAGCCGGUGCCGAUAGAGCCGGAUACAGUGGCGGCUGGGAGGGAGAUCACAGAGGGGAAGGAUGGGCGGUUCAGGUUAGAAGUGCAUGCGCUCCAGAGGCCUCACCCCCUCCCCCGCUCUCCUCACUCGCCUCUCCUCCUCAGUGAUGGUAGUGGAGAGUGGCUAGAGUGCCUGGAACAAGGGGGUGAUGCGGAUGAGAUGGCAUGGCAUAUUCGGAUGCUGAUGGUAGGAACGGAGUGCUCGGACCGCGUGAAGGUGCUCAUGGAGGCGCAGCGCAAGUGGGCCAACGAGGCUCGCGCGCUGCGGAAGAACCUGACAGAUGUCACCCGAGACGCGAUGGGGCUGGAGGAGGAGCUGGAGAAGGCGCAAACGGCUUACAAGCAGAUGCGGCAAGUGCCCUUGUUUCGCCCGAACGUUGAGCCAAUGUUGAGAAGCAUGCGUAUACACGUCCGUGUGCAGGAAGCUGCUCAGAGGAGACAGCAGCAGCAGAAGGCGCAAGAGCAAAGCGCGCAACAACAGGGACAGCAGCAACAAGAACCAGCACAAGCCAAGGCAGCGAAAGAAGGGCAGACAGGAGCAGGGGGAGCGGGAGGUAGCAUACGAGGAGGGAAACUGCAGGAUGGGGGAGUGGUGCAGGCAGGGGGGGCAGGGAGAGCAGGGAGGAUGCGGGGAGGGGGCGAGGCAAAGGAUGCAGUGGCGGCGGUGGUGAUCAUGGCGUGCAACCGAGUGGACUAUCUCGAUCGCACCAUCCAAUCCGUGCUGCUGCACCACAAGGGUGCUGACAGCAAGUUCCCCCUCUUCAUCUCCCAGGACGGCACAAAUCCAGGAGUGAAGGAGACGGCCAAGCAAGCCCACCAGUUCACCUACCUGCAGCACAUCGAGACAGCACCACCCAGAAUGAACAACCCAGGAGAGAACAUUGCGUAUUACAGAAUAGCAGAGCAUUACAAGUUCGCCCUCACAGAGCUCUUUGACCGACGGCAGUUUCCACGUGUCAUCAUUCUCGAAGACGACAUGGAGCUAGCUCCUGACUUCUUUGAUUACUUUGAGGCCGCCUCGAACCUGCUGGAUGUGGACGAGUCCAUCCUGGCUGUAUCCUCGUGGAACGACAACGGCCAGAAGCAAUUCGUGCACGACUCACACCAGCUCUACCGCUCCGACUUUUUCCCGGGGCUGGGCUGGAUGCUGAGGAGAGAGCUGUGGGCGGAGCUCAAGCCCAAGUGGGCCAGGGCCUACUGGGACGACUGGCUGCGCCUCCCGGAGCAGCGCAAGGGCCGCCAGACCAUCCGCCCGGAGGUCUGCCGAACCUACAACUUCGGGGAGCAUGGCUCCAGCAUGGGCCAGUACUUCAACCAGUACCUGGCGCCCAUCAGGCUCAACACCGAGCCCAUCAACUGGGCUCACAAGGACCUCAGCUAUCUGCUAGACGUCAGCUACCCCUCCUACAUGCUCUCGCAGCUGCGCUCAGCCCGCCUCAUCCCACUCGCAGCAGUGAAUACCGAGGUGGUAACCCCAUCGGAGCUUGGUUACGAUGUCAUGGUGGAGUAUCGGGAUGAAAGCAGUUUCGCGGAGCUUGCGGGGGAGUUUGGCGUGUUUCAGGAGUGGAAGGCGGGAGUGCCUCGCACGGCUUAUAGCGGGGUAGUAGUGUUUCGCCUUUGCCACGUGUCCGCCUCCCUGUCCCACCGCACGCUUCUCCCCGUUCCUUCACAUCCAAACGUCGAUUUCACCCUAGCUGCGCGCCCAGCCGUUCCGCACCGGCGGCGCGCUCUCCGCGUAUCCGCUCCGCGCGCGCAAGCCGACAAUGGCUCGAGUCAGAGAAGCGGGCCGCGGUGGGACCCGUUAUUAGCAGACUCGGGAACAGAUUGCCCCGUGCCGGAGGAGCAGCAGCCUAUUAACGAGUACCAGAGCCUUCUAGAGAGCGCGGUGUUCCCGUGGGUCACGCUAGACGGCCUUAACUACGCGCUGCGGCUCCUGGGCAUUGGAGUGGUUGUCUCCGCGCUGAUUGGCUGGCCUAUCGCGUCGCUGACGUUCGAUCCCAAGAGGGACGCGCUACAGUGUCUGCUGGGGUCACUGGGCGGCGGCCAGUUGGCGGUUACGUUGGCGGCGCUUCGGCUGUAUCUGGGGUGGUCGUAUAUCGGCAACAGACUGUUCAGUGCUACAGUGGAAUACGAGGAGACGGGGUGGUAUGACGGGCAGGUGUGGGUGAAAACCCCCGAGCUGCUGGCGCGAGACAGACUGCUCGCCUCCUACAAGGUGGGUUGGGCCGCACACAGCAGAUAA
Molecule: messenger RNA, 3968 nt
Organism: Closterium sp. NIES-65
Lineage: Eukaryota; Viridiplantae; Streptophyta; Zygnematophyceae; Desmidiales; Closteriaceae
Source: the annotation of a GenBank genome assembly